AGUUGGCUCUCUGAUAUGUAACCGUGGUGAUGUGUUGUGCUCCGACUCCGUCACAUUAUUGCAGAAUACGCGACGAUUUCGCUGAUGUAAUGCGUGAAUGGUGAGGAAUUACGACCGGAAGGCGUUAUGGAAAAGGAGGGACCACAUCCAUUGAUUUCUCGCAGUGUUGAAGAAAGUCUUGUAGUAUCCUUUUGCUGUAGAGAGAGAGAGAGUUGCUGUGCUAGUAGGAGGAGGAGCUGGUGGUUGCCUGUACACCCCCUCCCCCUCUCCCCGUGACUAGUUUCAGUAGCAUGUAGUUGUAGUAGCAGCUAUAUAUUCGAUUUAGAAGGAACUGAGAGAUAAACUCGGCUCUCUCUACAGCGAAUCUCAAAUGUGCAACCAUCAUGGAGAACUUCUUAACGUGGCGUUACUGCAUUAAAACUUCUCCUCAGAAAUCAAACUUGGCGUAAAAGAAAUAGACUGCAGUGUUUGAAGAACCAAAGAAAAAGACAAAAAUAAGUUGAUUUGCAUGAAUGUGACAAGCACUCAAGAUCAGGAACUGAAAUUCUUCGGAAUGAAACUUGUGUCUUGUCCUGUUAUCAAGUGAUAGAUUUCUUCGCCGCCGUCACCCUCACUGGUCUGCCACCAGGCAGGUCCCAGACAUCCGUUAGUACCACCCUGUAAGCCGUUGCACUCAUGAAGUGAAACGUUAAAUUUGAAAAUAAAGAUAUUGAAAAAAAUCGUAUCUUUUAUGUAAUUUAGCGACUGGUAGAUGAAACAUAUCUAGUCACUGAAGUGAAAAGUGGAUUUUUUUGUUUUUUAGCUAAGUGUAUGUGUAAAUCUUAAAUGCUUUAACUUUGUUAAUAGUGUUCCUGCUGUUUAACGGAAGCCCUUCUAGGCCUACGCAUGGUUAGCGCAAUCUCCGUGAAGUGACUAGUUGUUUAGGCCUAUCCUUGGCCUCGGUUGUGCCAGGAUGGGAUAGUUGUCCUGGCCCAAAUUACCGAGGAAUUAUCACAUUUUCUUUUCCACGAUCGGAAGAGAAAGGCGGCUACGCUAUGGAUUUUAUUUGUGGAUAGAUCCCCCCUCCCCACCCCUCCUCCGGAAAACAGCUGUUUGGACAACCUCCCCUUCACACCUGCGGAAGGACGACUGGGAACACCUGUCGACACACGCCUUAGAAAGGCGUGAGUAAUGACCGCAAUGAUGGUGGGCGGCGGCGGAGCCUUUGGUGGUGGUCUGGGCGUUGGAAGGGGUGGGUUGUCCCAGCCCGCCUCUGCUUCAGCCCAUCCCCUCAAGCUAAACUCCCCAAAAUCCCCACCUUCACCUGUCUCCAGUGAUUCUCCGACCUCACCUGCUAGUCCUGGCAGGUCGGGCUCGAAGGCCUGUGGGGUUUGCGGGGACGUGGCAAAGUCCAUGCACUUCGGUGGCCUCUCCUGCGACUCGUGCAAGGCCUUCUUCAGGAGGUCUGUGCAGAACAACGCCUACAAAGGGUUCACCUGCCCCUACGAUAAGAAGUGUGUGAUUGCUGUGUCGUCGAGGAAAGCAUGCCAGUUUUGCAGAUUCAACAAGUGUCUGUUGAUAGGCAUGGAGAAAGGAUGGGUUAUGACGGAAGACGAGAGACGUAAGAUGAUGCAGCAGAGACAAGAAAAGAAACAUAAAGAUGAGCUCAGAAAACAGUGCGAGCUCCAGGAGUUGGACAAAUACUCCUUACCUGAGGAAGCACAGACAGAGAUUUCCAUAAUAAAAUCUCUUUAUAAGAAGGCUUACCAGGAUGUCCCGUAUGAGGAUAGCUGCCAGGACGAGGGAGCAAGUGGGGUUAUGUCACCGUGGAUGACAUUUUAUCGAAGGAUGGCUUACUUCUUCUCCCUGUUCCGCGAAUUCACCGAGCUUCCAAACAGCGACCAAGCACUUUUAUUGAAGACAGCCAUUACAUCUGCUGGUAUAAUAAUGGGUUCUGUUGUAUUUGAUGCCGAUAGUGGGAAGUGGCCAGGUCGAGCAAUAUCGAGGACAGGUUUUAUACCACAAAACGUGACUACUCAAAAUGUUGGGAAGCUAGUACCUCCUGAUAUGAUGAACAGGGUAAAGCAGUUCUUUCGUAAGUUUCAGCAGGUAUGCCCAGAUGAAACUAUGGGUAUGAUACUCAUUUUAGUGGCUCUUUACACACCAGAAUUAAUGGGCCUUGAAGCUAAGGACACAAUUCAGCAGUUGCAGGACCGUUACACAAACAUUUUGCAUCGAUACGUUAAGUGGAAAUACAGAGAGAAGUCUGCACUCAUGUUUCCAAAGGUUAUUGUAUCCUUAGCUGAUAUCAGAGAAUUAGCUGAACUUACGGGGCAGAUUCGUAUCCAGCAGGGCAUGGCAUCAAAUUUGCCUGGUGUCUCUUCAUUUUUGAAACCAGGAGGAGGACCAUCUAAUAGUAUUGGCUCUUCACCAAUGGAAACCAACCAAGAGGAACCAACAACUGUAGGACGUCAAGAAGUUCCAGAUAUAGAGAUUAAGGAGGAAGCUAUUGAUAAUGGUGACCCCCUCACAACUCCAACAGCUCUGAAACGAGCUCGUUUAGAAGCUACUGGUGGUAAAAGAGAUCACAUUUAUCAAAAAAUAAUGAAAAAAGUAAUGGAGCAAAUGCAGGGUUCCUCACUCCAUUUACGAGUGCCUUCGUUGCUCCCAUUUAUUUUGCAGAUUAUCAAAAAAGUUGGAUCAGGCAACAAUUCCAAUGUCUCUCUUCCAUCCAUGCCUCGUUCCAUAGCCAAGGGGUCACAGCAUCAAGUAAAGCAGAAGGGAUCAAAACGCCGUCUUGUUGAAGUCAAACAGGAAAAAAUUGAUGAAGAUUUUGAAUCCCAGGACUUAUCAAGUCUGACGCCAGACUUACCAAACCUAACACCAACAGUUCCAGAUAGUCCUAGACCCAUGAAUGUUCAUCAGAAUACAAUCGGCCUUCAUAAUCCAUUCACCCAACCCCAUCAGCAGUUCCAUCAAAAUCAUCCACUACCUCAAACUAAAGAACACUUCCCUGUAUCACAUCAUCACCACCAUCAGCAACAACAUUGUGUGCCAUCACCUGGUCUGUCUCCUGGAAUAGAUUAUCCAACCUCUCCAAUGGAUUCCACAGAUUCUUGUGAUUUGCUUCCUCCUUCACCUUUACUUGCACAGACUUCAAGACUGUCCCCACAUCCUGUAGCAUCACAGCAAGCUCCUCUCAACUCUACAGAUAUGCUCAUGCCAUCUCAGGUAACUCAAAUGUCUCCUGUAGCACCUUACACACCACCUUCCACUGUUUCAACCUCGCCCAUGCCAGUGCAACAGACAAAUAUGAUGCCAGUACCUGACAGGCCAUUAGCCUCACCAUUGGCUGCUCCAUCCCCUUACUCGGACGCAUCAAAUUCAUCUCCUGAAAGUUCUCAGUCUCCCCUAACAGAGAUCUUUACUGAGGAGUUGACAGAUGUAGAGAUUGAAGUUUUGACUCAGUUACUUGGGUAUUUUUCCAAUUUCGAAAACUUAGACAAUGUCAGUAAUCUUAAAGAGAUAAUUCCUGCUCAUCUUUUAGAUGAACUGCAAAGAAAAUUGUGCUCAUACUCCAUCAAGCCAGAGUAAAUUGGGUAGUGCAUUUUGUAGUGACUAUGGGAAUUCAGUUGUUAUGAGAAAAGAAGAAAUGCAUACAAAUGUAACCUGCGCACGGCAUAUAUGGCUGCAGGAAGUUCAGCACAGCAUAUCAGUAGGCACUGUCAAGGACAGUAACUGCAGCUAUGAAGUGGUCUGUGGAUUGUGUAUGAAGUGCAAUCUACAGAUAUAUUUUUAGUGUGGUGAUCAAUAAACAUAAGUUCAUUGUCCAGAUUUUGAUAAGCUUCUACUGUGCUGGUUAUUCAGAGUUCAUCAUCUGCCUUUAGAAAAUUAUGGUGAAGCUUGCCUAAAAUCUAAAGGUCAGUAUAAUCUGAGCAGAAUGUAAUUCAAAGCACUGUAUAUUUUUAAGCACGAAUUUCCCAGUGGCUCUUCUGUGUGCUGGUGACAUCAUAUGCAUUAUAUAUUGAUGUUUUGUGAUAAGUGUGUUUUUUGUGGGAUAGUGCCCAGAUUGUGAUAAUCAAAAUAAUCAUAAAGAAUGGGCAGGGUGUCAUUUGAACUUUUUAGUGCAGCUGCAUCCAGUUUUGGGCAAACAUAGUUCCUUCUGUACUUUUUAAGUGUAGAAGGGCUCAGAAGUGAAAUUAUUCUGCAGUUAACUUCUGUUUAAUUGGCUAACUACAUACAUAUUAUAUAUAGUAUCAAUUUUCUUAAAUGUAUGAUCCCAUCGAGAGGAAAAAACUAAAAGACUAGCAAACAACGAAUGAAGUGAACAAAGUAAAUCUAGGUGUAUGUAUUUCAUGUUACUGCAUUUUCCUUCAUAAUAUUGACAUUAGUCAUUCUGACGUGGCUUUCUAGCUAUUGCGUGCACCUAAGUCCUCACAGAUACAAGUACAGUAGUAUUGGUUAACCACUUGAUACAGUAGUUUUCGAGUUUUGGUGGAGAUUUGGGAAAAUUAUGUACCGAAAUGACAGGGUAGAAGUAUGUGUCAAAAGAUUGCCCUGUUGUUUGCAAUUGAAGAUGAGCCAGAGUGUGUCGUUGCACGAGAAAUGAUGUGUGUCUUACCGUCAUGGUAGGGGAGCUAAGCAUCGGCUACUCCUUGUCAAAAGAUUAUGUACUAUAGCUGUUAAGCAGUAAAGCAGUGGCAUGCUUUACACUUAGUUGUGAUUUCACAUACGCAAGAUAUAGUAGGUAACUAUUAAAUGACCAGGGAUAUGAUAAGCCUUAUGAUGUUGAUUAAUGAUAAUUCUAUCUAUUUUGAGAUGGUAGGCAUAACAUAUACAGUACACUUGAUAUAUCAUGAAAUUUUCAAACUGCAGCAUUGCUCUUUAUCCUGGGUUAUUAUGAGUUAAGGUCAUUAUAUGAUAUUCAUUACCUUGAGUGGGUAAUUGAUUAUGUAUGUAAAUAUGUCUGUAAGUCAUGUUUAAACUGCCUAGUUAGUAACAGUUAUGCACAUUGUAAUCAGCACUUGAUGGAGGGACUUGAUGAGGUAUGAAAAAAAUCUACCCAACUAACCUUCAAAUUUGAGGGUUUUGUUACAAGUUACGGUUACGUUAUAAAGAUGUGAAAGAUUAUUGUCAAGAUUUAUAAAAUUGAAAGUAAAUGGGCAGUCGAGAAUGGAAAUGGAGAGAAUAAAGAAUUAUCAAGCAUUUGGGAAAAUGCGAGUACAGAACCAUGUACUCACGAUUAAUGAUUCUGCAUACUUAAGCUGCAUAUAUCAUGAAAUUGAAAUUACAUUGACUUUAAUCAUUUCAGUUGAAGUUACAGAGAAGGUAGCAUUAACAUUGGGAAUGUCCUUACACUUAUUCCAGGAGUAUUGAGAAGUUCCUUUUCUGUAAAAAUUUGUGUCAGUUCACAUUUGAUACACAUGACUGAUUUACCUACUGCUACCUCACACUCACAUGUCAUAAUGAUUCUUCAGUAUCUACUCUGCAAAUGUUACUUUAAGAUUUCUAAAGGAAAAAUUUAGUUUUUCUUAAAUCAUGAAAUGACUUGAUAGUAUGCAGUGGCAUAAACAAAGCAAAAGCUGAACAUUCUCAUUUGAGUGGUAAGGAUGUUUUAUCAAAAUUUACCCAAAGCAUUUACUGACAAAAAGUUUCUUUUAUGCAGUUAUUUAAACAGUAGGAGGAAAGGAAUGGUUAGAAAUCAGAAAUCUUUCACACUUGUGUAAAAACCAGCCUGUUCCAGAGGGUUUGCAUCAGAUGCGUUUGUAUAGUGAGACCAAAAUGGAAUAGAAGGAAUCUGUGAAAAUUCAAAUUCUUAACACUUUAUUAUUUUCAAUUUACAAGAUAGAAUUAAGAGAUGGGUAAACUUUGGAGAUGCGUAUGUGCACUGUUUUAUGUUUAUUUGUUUUGCGGUAACUGGUGUUGUAAAUGCUAUAGUAGUCAAACUAUAUGUGAAUUUUAUUUGCUGUGGAAAGUUAUUGUAUGAAGAAAUUCAAAAUCUGAUUUUUUUUAUUUUAAAUGUUAAGAUUAUUUUAUCUUUGGAUAGAUAUUUAUCGGGUGUAACCUGGCACAGAUUUAGCAGUGAUGCAAACUUUAAGUGUUGCAUUCAUUUCAAUGCAUUGGAAUGCAUAUAAAAACUGUUAUGUUAAAAUUUUUGCUAUGUUGUUUUUAUGUCUUAGGUUUAUUGGAUUGUACAUUUUUAUAUGAUAACAUAGAAUGAAAAUGUUUUCCCUGUUUUGGUUCUAAGAACCUUAAGUGUAAUGUGAAAUUGUUUUGAAGAUAAUUGCUUUGGCUGUUUAUAAGUCCAUUGGCUAUAAGGUAUAUGGCAGUGAUGGAUGAAAAUUCAACCCAUUGGUUUAAUCAUAGAAGUAAUCCCAUCCAUCACUAUAAUGGACGAGAACUAAAAGAUGUUCCUCAGUCCCAAAAAUUUAAAAUACGUACUGUAUACUCUGUAAGUUGCUGUGUUCCAGUUACUUUGAAAGAAGUUGAGAUCAUUUCUAUUUGGCCAAAGCUGUACAGCACAGUUAUUGUUAUGACCAGGUGAAUUAAGAUAUGGCCUUAACCUUGUUAAUGUACUGACAAAUUCUACAGGGUAUCCACUGAUAGCUUUUAAGUUUCUGGUAAUUAGCUUUGGACAUGCUGUGGAGCGUAGCUGUUCCCAUGUCGUAGUGGGAGGAUCGUCAGUCAGCUGUUGUUAUAUGCAUGUCAGUCAAUAAUGCAAGAUUACUGUUAGCAUAAGAUCACAGUAAGUAUAGUUGUACGAGUAGGUUGUCAAGAAUUUUUAUGUUUGUAUAAGUUUUGUUUGUGUACAGUUUAGGAGAGUCCGUCAUUAUUUUAUCAUUUGUUAUUUUUUCUAUUUAUUUACGGUAAUUUUUGGUAAAGUGAUGGUGGGGUAAAAUUGUCAAAGGGGAAGGAUAAAUUCAAAAUCUCUUUAUGUGCAAUUGGUGUUCUUGUUGCUGUGCUGUAUCUGAUUAGUAUAUUAUGCUGCAAAACUUUACAGUAGUUUGCAAUCAAGUCAAUUUGUGGACUUAACAUGCACACACACACACACAUAUACACAUACAUUUUGUAGAUGGAACAGAUGGUAGUUAAGGCAAAUUUAUUUUUAGUGGUGAGCACAGUCUCCUCAUUGGAGCAACAAAGUACAAACUCUUACUGUCCCGGCCAGCUGCAUAGAUUAUAAUGAUGUUUCUAGGAGGUAUCUAGACUUGGGAUGUGCAAUCUGAAAUACAAGCCUUAGAAAAGCCAGCCUUGAAUUAUCAUUUUGUUGUACAUUAGAAAAAGAAGAAGGGUCUUCAGGUCCUAGUAUUGUAAUUACAUACAGCAGUCUGACAAGUAUGUGGGAGACGUACUUGUAAUGUCUUACUGGUGUUGAAUAUUGAAAAUUUGACCGGCACUGUUGCCACAAAGGUCAUAUAUCCUGACUAGGGAGAAUAUAUCAGCUUUCAGUAUAAUAAGCACAUUGGAGUGCCCUGUAAAAGGAUUUGUAUUCUGAAACCAAGGGAGAAUUUCCUAAUCUUAAUACUGGAAGAAUUUUGGGCAUAACUAAUAUGUAACUCAGCAUUUUGCUCUUCUUGCCUUCUUGGAACACUCCAAUGCACUUCAUUAUCCAAGGCCGUGUUCUUCUGAAUGUGUUGCUCAAGUGAUUGUGUGAUUGAAUAGUGUGUGUAAAUAUAUAAAUAUGUAUCUGCAUAUGUAUGCAUUCAUUAAUAGUGCAUGUAUACAUAUGUAUGGAUACAAGAUGACAUGGAAGAAUAUAGUUUAGUUUUAGGUUCACUGUUGAAUGUUGUGUAAAAGCUAUAUUUUUUUGGAAACUAACUUUUGAUUGGUGUGAAGAGCAGUUUCAUUGUUUUAUCAGAAACACUUAAGCUCAAGGUUAUUGUUCAGAUCAUGUUUACUUUUUGAUUUCAUUCUCAAGAGAUGUUCUCAUACUUGUAAACCUUUCAUGUAGUUUGAAGAUAGCUGUUCAUUUGUCAUUAUUCACAAUUUCAUAUAGUACUAUAUGUGUGUAUAUAUAUAUAUAUAUAUAUAUAUAUAUAUAUAUAUAU
Molecule: messenger RNA, 8027 nt
Organism: Macrobrachium nipponense
Lineage: Eukaryota; Metazoa; Arthropoda; Malacostraca; Decapoda; Palaemonidae
Exons: 5
Coding region: 1171-3573 (800 amino acids)
Biological process (GO): cell differentiation; positive regulation of transcription by RNA polymerase II; negative regulation of transcription by RNA polymerase II
Molecular function (GO): nuclear receptor activity; RNA polymerase II cis-regulatory region sequence-specific DNA binding; zinc ion binding
Source: RefSeq, a predicted model, not a curated record